AUGGCAAAGACCAUCGACUUUCUCGCCUCAGAUGGCGAGGAUGACGUUGCGCCUCGUCCCAUCCCGCCCAAGGCCAAGAGCACACGCACCAACGCCACCGCUUCGUCCAGCAAACCUGUCAAGCGAGCCAAGAAGCCCGCCCGAGACAGCGACGACGACGACGGGGACAUGGGCGAUGAUGGCUUCGAUAUCGCCUCUUCUCUUCUCGCCGGCUCCGACCCUGCUCCUGCUCCCGCUCCUUCCACUGCCCUCUCCGCAUCCCAGAAAGCAGCACAGAAGGCCUAUGCAGCCCGCGCCCCUGCCAAGGACGCCGACGACGAUGACGCCCGCUUCAUCGCCUCCAUCAUGCAGCAGGCCAACGUCAGGGCUGGCGUCGAAGUCGCCAAGCAAGCCCUCUCCGGCAAAAACAAGGGCAAGAAUAAACUCGGCUCCGGCGUUGUCACCGGCGGUGGAUCCUUCCAGAGCAUGGGCCUGCAUCCAUCGCUGCUCCGAUCGCUCCUCAUCCGCGGCUUCACCACUCCCACACCCAUUCAGCGCCAAGCCAUCCCCGCUAUCAUGGCUCAACCUCCCAGAGACGUCGUCGGCAUGGCCCGCACCGGUUCCGGAAAGACGCUCGCCUACCUCAUUCCGCUCAUCAACCGUCUCAAUGGUCGUCACUCGCGCACGUUCGGUAUCAAGAGUCUCAUUCUCUGCCCGUCGCGCGAGUUGGCGGUACAGAUUCUUCGUGUAGGAAAGGAGAUCGCGCGAGGAUGGAAGGCAGAUGCGAGCGAAGGUCAGGACAGUCGCGGCGAGGCCAUCCGUUGGGCCAUGAUUGUAGGUGGAGAAUCGCUCGACGAGCAGUUCGCACUCAUGUCCAACAACCCGGACAUCGUCAUUGCCACCCCGGGUCGAAUGCUCCAUCUCACCGUCGAGAUGAAUCUGGACCUGAAAGCCGUCGAGUACGUCGUGUUCGACGAAGCAGAUCGACUCUUCGAAAUGGGUUUUGCCGAGCAAUUGGAAGAGAUGCUCUUGCGUCUGCCGCCCACCCGCCAAACCCUGCUGUUCAGUGCUACGCUGCCCAAGAAGCUCGUCGAAUUCGCCAAAGCCGGUCUGCAAGCCAAUCCCAAGCUCGUCCGUCUCGAUGCCGACAGCAAGAUCAGCGCCGACCUCCGCAUGGCCUUCUUCAGCGUCAAGCCCUCCGAAAAGGAAGCUGCGCUCUUGCUCCUGCUUCGAGACGUCAUCGGUGUGCCCCUCGGCGAGCAGGCUGAACCCGAUCUCGACGAGGAAGCUGCCUUCAACGAGGAAGUGGACGACGACGGCGCCGGCACCCACCGUCGUGUCGGCAACCGCAAAUCCGACUUCAAAGGCAAGUCCAAGUUCUCCAAAGGCAAAGAUCUCAAACGCAAACGUGGCGGGCCCGGAGGCGCACUCGAGCUGCUCCCUCACCAGACCAUCAUCUUUUGCGCCACCAAGCAUCACGUCGAGUACCUCCUCCUUCUGCUCUCAACAACCGGCUACGCAUGUUCGCACAUCUACUCGUCGCUCGACCAGGCGACGCGUGGGAUUCAGAUGUCGCGAUUCCGACGCGGGCAGACGAGCCUGCUCAUCGUCACGGACGUCGCUGCCCGUGGUAUCGAUCUACCCGUCCUCGAGCACGUCGUCAACUUCGAUUUUCCUCCUCAGCCGCGGACGUUCGUGCACCGAGUGGGCCGAACCGCGCGUGCGGGUCGCAACGGUUGGGCCUGGAGCAUGUGUACCAAUGCCGAGCUGCCCUAUCUAUGCGAUCUGCAGCUGUUCCUCGCUCGACCGCUGAUUUCGUCCCACACAGCCGUCGCUACUCUCGCCGACACCGAGCCGCUCAACCUGCACGAGUCGCUCGUCCUCGGCACCUUCCCACGUGAACCCCUUGACCUCGAGACGGAAUUCAUCCACUCCUCGCUCACAAACACCACCAGCUCGACCGCACACGACUUCCCCGCGCUGCGCGCCGUCGCCGACCGAGCCCAACAAAAGUACGAAAAGUCGAUCGCCAAGGCUUCGCAGGAAUCGCACCGGCGGGCGAAGGAGAUGAUCAAGCUGGGGAGUAUCGAGCAGAUCAACGUCCGGACGGCUGCGGGCAAGGAGGGUGAGGUGCCCGAGUGGACGCUCGCGGGCUCGCCGUUGGAGGAGAUGGCUGUGCACGACGUCGUGCUUCGACCGGCGGUGUAUGGGUUCAGUGCGACCAAGAGCGAGUCGGUUCCGAGUGUGGUAAAGGGCAAGGGCGCGGAGGAGGCGGCGAAGAGGGCGGAGCUGCUGGCCAAGGUCAACGCGUUCCGGCCGCAAGAGACGGUGUUUGAGAUCGGGGCGAGGGGCGAUGCGACGCCGAUGGGUGCGUUGAUGCGGAGCAGGCGGGCGACGAUGGAUGUGAAAGCCAAACGGGCCGAGGCGUUGGAGGCGAGGAAGCGGGCUAUGGAGGGUGGCUUGUCCGAUGACGAAGAGAUGGCUGAGGCUGCUCCUCGAAAGAAGGGCAAGAAGACGGUGGAGGAGGAGGAGGGCGAGACGGUGGAUCUCGAGGCAGCCGAUGAAGCGUCCAUCCUGGCCGCUUUUGAUACUGGCUCCUCUCACAAGCCUAAGACCCUCGCCACCGUCGACUCGGAGGCCGAGUCCGACACUGAGUCUGCCGCCCCGCCCAUCAAGCGCACCCGCACAAAGCCCGCCCCAGGCUCCUACCGCGACCCGGCGAUCUACCUCUCCUACUCCGCACCCAACUCCGCCUCGGAACGCGGCUACUCGCUCAACAACCCUUCCUCCAACGGCAUCGACUCGUUCGUGCAAGCUGCCACGUCCGCCUCGUUCGACCUGGCCGGGGACGACGCUACGCUCGGCACGCAAUCUCAACGACCCAACGUCACACGCUGGGAUUCCAAAAAGAAGAAGUUCAUCCAAGGCACGGUGGGUGCGGACAACAAGAAGAUGAUUCGCACCGAAUCGGGUGUUCGGUUGCCGGCGAGUUUUCGGUCGGGCCGAUACGAGGAGUGGAAGCGGGAGAAACGGGUGGAUGUGCCCCGAACGGGCGAGGUGGAGCGGUCUACAGGACUCAGAGAGGAUGUUGGAAAGAAGUUCAGGCAUAAUAAGAUUACGCCGCCCAAAGCGGAGACGUUUGGUAAGGGAAGACCGGGUCAGCACAAGAGACAGGCGGCGAAGGAUGAGGUCAAGAGCGCGAGGGAGAUUCAGAAGGAUAGGGAGUUGAUGCAGAAGAGGAGGGAGAAGAAUGCUAGGCCGAGCAGGAAGGAUGGGAAGGGCGGGAGGGGUGGUGGGAGGGGUGGUGGCAGAGGUGGACGAGGCGGUGGACGUGGUGGUGGAAGUGCUGGCAGGGGAGGUGGACGCGGUGGUGGUAGGGGAGGUGGACGAGGUGGCAGGAGGUGA
Molecule: messenger RNA, 3384 nt
Organism: Kalmanozyma brasiliensis GHG001
Lineage: Eukaryota; Fungi; Basidiomycota; Ustilaginomycetes; Ustilaginales
Product: DNA/RNA helicase, DEAD/DEAH box type, N-terminal
Exons: 1
Coding region: 1-3384 (1127 amino acids)
Cellular component (GO): nucleus
Molecular function (GO): RNA binding; RNA helicase activity; ATP binding
Source: RefSeq, a predicted model, not a curated record